GCGCUGGCCCCGCUCCCGGUGCCGGAACAUGGAGGGCCCCGAGCUGCUCCGGCUCUGGGCGCUGGCAGCCCUGGCCCUGGGGGUGUCCCUGGCCACUGUCCCCGACCACCACGUCCUCCCCGAGCUCCGCGUCCCCGCCGAGACCGGAGCCGUCUUCGUGCACGAGCUGGAGCGGGAGCCCUUCCUGGAGGCCUUCAGCGGCAGCGAGGAUGACGAUGCCCCGGUGACGUUCCGUGCCCACCUGUGGGGACACCCGGACCUGCCGCGGUGGCUGCGCCUGGCCCAGCGGGGCCCCGGGCAACCCGGCUUCCUGUACGGCUGCCCGGGGGCACCGGAGCUGGGCACUCACAGCAUCCAGGUGCUGGCCUACAACCGCCACACCUUCGCCACCGCGUCGCAGCGCCUCGUCAUCGUUGUCACCCCCGCUCCAGGCGGGGAGGCGCCGUUCCAGGCCGAGUUCCUGGUGGGGGACAGGGACGUGGAGGAGCUGCUGCCCGAGGCGGCGCGGGAGCUGUUCCUGCAGGCCGCGGCCGGGCUCUGGGAGCGCGGGGACCUGCACGCGGUCAACGUCACCUCCGCCCUGGACCGCGGCGGCCGCGUCCCGCUGCCCAUCGAGGGCCGCAAGGAGGGGGUGUACGUCCAGGUGGGCUCCCACAGCCCCUUCUCGCCGUGCCUGGCCUCGGCCGUGUCCCCGCAGAGCCGUGCCCGCUGUCACCGCGGCCAGCGUCCCCUGGCCUCCUGCUACGACACCUUCGCCCCCCACUUCUCCAUCCGCUGGUGCAACCUCACCCUGCUGCAGGUGUCUCCCACCCCCUCCCCGCCGGGGCCGCUCUGGGGGCCGGGGGUGCUGGAGGGGGGGUCCGGCUUUGAGCCCCCCAGCGAUGCCCCCGCCCGGGCGCUGCUGUCCCCGUUCCUGGUGACAAUGCUGGUGCCGCUGGCCGUGGCCGCGCUGCUGUCGCUGCUCCUGGGCCACCUCAUGUGCUGCCGCCGGGAGGGAGUGGAAAAACGGGACUUGCAGACGUCUGACCUGCAGCUGCUCCAUCACAGCUCCAUCGCGGGCGACACGCGGGAGCUGCGGCUCAUGGCCGGCAGGCGGGACGUGCCCCGGGACGUGGCCCGGCCGCUCUCCACGCUGCCCAUGUUCAACAUCCGCACGGGACAGCGCUCCGACCCCAUGGGCAGCGCCCGAGCGCCGCUGCUGCCGCCCUGAGGGGACCCCGAGCGGGGGACACCGAGCGGGGGACACCGACAGAGAUGGGGACAGCGUGUCCGGCGGGGUUUAUGGGGGUAAAACCCCGGUAAGGAGGAAGAGGAGUUGUGGGUUUGGGGCGUCCCCUCUUUGGGGUGAAUUUUGGUGCAUAAAUUGAGUUUCAGUGAGGAAA
This is a messenger RNA of Melospiza melodia melodia, 1382 nucleotides long. It is a transcript of the gene SGCA, whose product is annotated as sarcoglycan alpha. Gene Ontology annotation, cellular component: sarcoglycan complex; membrane. The coding region runs from base 29 to 1210 and encodes 393 amino acids. The record is from RefSeq and is a predicted model, not a curated record. NCBI's taxonomy places the organism in Eukaryota, Metazoa, Chordata, Aves, Passeriformes, Passerellidae. Gene Ontology annotation, molecular function: calcium ion binding. The transcript has 9 exons.